This is a messenger RNA of Labeo rohita (rohu), 3476 nucleotides long. RefSeq names its product transcription termination factor 1b, mitochondrial. The record is from RefSeq and is a predicted model, not a curated record. NCBI's taxonomy places the organism in Eukaryota, Metazoa, Chordata, Actinopteri, Cypriniformes, Cyprinidae. Gene Ontology annotation, cellular component: mitochondrial matrix. Gene Ontology annotation, biological process: regulation of DNA-templated transcription; termination of mitochondrial transcription. The transcript has a single exon. Gene Ontology annotation, molecular function: double-stranded DNA binding. Bases 8 to 1129 code for a protein of 373 amino acids.
CUGAGUGAUGUUACAGAGGCAGAUCCUGCUCUUCCUGCGUCCCGUCAGCAGAUGCUCCUCACUUCCUGUGACGUCCCGCCCCUGCAGCUCCAAACCAUCCGAUCAUGAUCCUCCUGUGGAGAACGAGUCUCUCCUGGAGAACCUGUCCAUCAUGGGCGUGGACCUUCCCUCGGCCCGCAGACGGCAGCCGGGCGUCCUGAGGAAACUCCUGACCAACGAGCAAGGCCUCGCCCACUUCCUAAAGAGCAAAGGCGCCGACCAGGAAACCGUCGCCAGCAUCAUCUCGCGCUUCCCGCGCUCCAUCACCCGCUCCUGCGAGCACCUGGAGGAGCGCUGGAGGCUCUGGAGGAACGUCUUCAAGAGCGACCGCGAGGUGGUGGGGAUCCUGUCGCGAUCGCCCGAGUCUUUUUUCCGCUCGAGUGACAACAAGAACCUGGAGAAGAACAUCAGCUUCUUGAUGACGCUGGGAAUCACGACUAAAGAUCUACACCGGUUGCUGACCACCGCGCCGCGGACCUUCUCCAACAGCGUGGAGCUCAACAGGAACAUGGUGGAGUUCCUAAAGAGCGUUUGCUUGAGUUUCGACGGGAAAGAUCCGGAGCGUUUCGCUCGAACCGUCAUCUCCAGAAACCUCUACGUCUUUAUCCGCAGCACCAACCGGAUCAGAGCUAAUGUGGAAUUUCUCUCCAGAUCGCUGAGGUUGAGUAACGCCGAAGCGCUGGUUUUAUUCCAGACUCACGGUGCGCAGAUCCUCGAUCUCUCACACGAAAGCCUGAAGAAGAAUUUCGAGAGCCUGCGGAUGAAGCUUCAAUCCCUGGGAUGCGACGAUGCAGACUUCAAGAGGAUGAUCUUGAAUUAUUCGCUGGUGCUGUUCGUCUCGUCCGAGCGACUCAACGAGAAGUUGGACUGUCUGAUGGACGGCGGGAUCCACGUGAAGCAGGUCAUUCAGAAACCCAAAGUCUUGGAUUUCAGCAUCGACAGCAUCAGGCAGCGACUGCACGACCUCAACAGACUGGGAUACGACUUCCAGAAGAACGGCAUCGCUGUGUUAGACACGAGCAAGAAACGCUUCCUCGCCAAGUUAGAGAGACUGAGCUCAGCGGAGAAUGAAGACACACGUUCAGUCUGAUCUUCAGAUUUAACACUUUGUGCAAACAGUCACUUUCACCUUAAAAUCAGUGCUUACUCGACCAGUCAAUGUUUUUGAACAGUGAGAUGUUUUUCAGCUCAACAAGCCUGCAUUUAUUUGAUCAAAAAUACAGCAAAAAUAGUAAAAUUCUGAUAUAUUUUUACUAUUUAAAAUAACUGCUUUCUAUUUGAAUAUGUUUUAAAAUGUAAUUUAUUUCUGUGAUAAAACCUGAAUUUUCAGCAUCAUUACUCCAGUCUUCAACAUCACAUGAUCCUUCAGAAAUCAUUCUAAUAUGCUGAUUUGCUGAUCAAAAAAUAUAUUAUGAUGUUCAAAAGUGGAAUUGUUUUAAAUUUCUUUGAAUAUAAAGUUCGGAAGAACAGCAUUCAUCUGAAAUAGAAAUCUUUUGUGACAUUAUAAAUGUCUUGUGAUCAAUUUAAAGCAUCCUUGCUAAAUGAAAGUAAUUUCUUUCCCUGAAAAAUGUAUACUGACUCCAAGCUUUUGAAUUGUAUAGUGUAUAUAAAAAAUGCUGAUCUUUGGAUGUUUCUAUGCAUCACAGAAUCCUAAAAAUACUCAGGUGUUUUAAAUAUUGAUAAUAAUAAAAAUAAAAUGUUUCUUGAGCAGCAAUUUAGAAUAUCAGAAUGAUGUCUGAAGAAUCAUGUGACACUGAAGACUGGAGUAACGAUGCUGAAAAUUCAGCUUUGAUCGCAGAAAUAAAUUACGGUUUAAAAUCUAUUAAAAUAGAAAGCAGUUAUUUUAAAUAGUAAAAAUAUUUCACAAUAUUACUGCUUUUGCAGUAUUUUGGCUCAAAUAAAUGCAGGUUUGGUGAGGAGAAGAGACUUCUUUAAAAAAAACAUUAAACAUCUUGCUGUUCGAAACCUUUUGACUGGUAGUGUAUAUUUAAAAUGAUUUGGUUUUCUUUAACUUUUUUUUAUUUUGGCUCAGUUGUGAGGAGUGAGGUAUUUAUGAACAAAUACAAUGAAUGAGUGAAAAUGCACUAGAAAACAAUGUAUAUUUGAUAUUCAGUGACAUUAAAACAACUGUUUUGUAGCUUGUUCUUGUGUUUAUUCUAUGGUGAAUGUUUUAUCAUAUACCGAUGAUUUUAAUUUUCACGAUCUGGCUAAUUUGGUUUUUCAAACGCACCUAUUGUUGAUGAUUAUGGCUGGAUUAAGUUAUCUGAGAUAAUUGCACAUUCAUGGUCUGGUUUAAAAGGGGCUAUGUAUCUUUACACAAAACCACGAUCAUGUAAUUAAAAAAGCCACCUGAUGAAAAACUUGACAAAUUUCUGGACUUUUAUAAGGAAACAGCUAAGCAAACAAAAUUAGAUGUUAUAAUAGAUAAAUGAAAUGUGCACUGUUUUUGAUCCAUUUUAUUUAUUUUGUACAUGAUUCCCAAUUAUUUCUAUUCACGAUUUCUAAUAUUUGUACAGACUUGCUAUCUGCAUGGCAUGUGCUCCAUAAAGCCACUCCCAUAAUACCUGUCACCAUUCAAAAUAAUGCACAGCUCUACAUUACCUAGCAUGUAUGUAAGACUCCAAUAUAAUUCUAAAGUAUAGGAAUAUAUAAAGGUAAGGAAUAAAUCUUUAAGUGAGUAAACCUGGCUGUUAAUUAUGGACUACACAACAUUAUUAAAUUAUUAGUUUCAAAUUAGUUUUUUAAUUAUUAUAAUUUAAUAAUUGUCAUUGGAUCAGUAGGGUACUCUUGUAAUAUAGUAGCAGUGGUUGGGACAGAUUUUAAAUAUCAAUUGUGCUUAAAAAGAUGCAAUCUAAUCCUGUUUACGUUAAAUAAACUGCUCCCAGCAGGUUUAAGAUUACGGACUAUGGAGAUAAUAUAAUGCCAUAAAGAUUUGCAUAUGAAGAGUAGGCGUUGUGCAAGUGUACAUAAUAAGACUGUAAGCGUAAAUUAAAUUUGCAUGCGCAAGAGAAGCUUUGUAAAAGUGUAAAUCGCCUUUCAAGUGUAAGAAAAAAUGAUUUGCAGCAUUUAUAUUAUCCAUGUAUAAUGAAUACGAGCUGCAUUCUUCUGACUUCCGUUUCUCCAUAACACUUUUUUCAAGUUAUUUUUAUGAACAGAAAAUGUUUUUAUUUGGCAGACACUGCCUGUGAUUGCUGAAUGGGUUCUGAAGUUAAUGAUUAUUAAUAUAAAAUGUAUUUAACUGGAAACACACUAGAUCUCUGACAAGUACAAUGUAACUGUGAAGAAAAUAUGAGAUGUAUUUAUUUGAAACCAAACACCUGGCACUUUUUUUCCAAGUUAUUUUAUAUGAAAAAAAAAUGAAGUUAAAAUUUAUUAAUAAAAUGUAUCUGACGCCAGAUCCACCAGAUCGCUAACAAGUAUGAUGGAACUGUACAGAA